Messenger RNA from Pelagomonas calceolata, 2406 nucleotides. The record is from the annotation of a GenBank genome assembly. Lineage: Eukaryota; Pelagophyceae; Pelagomonadales; Pelagomonadaceae.
CGCGCACGCGGGACGCUUUUCCGUGCGCGGAUCCGCCGGGGCAGCAUACUCACAAAUCUUCUUGGGGCGCAUGGGCUGGGCCUUGAAGGCAAAGGGCUGCGGAUCCCGGUGCGGCCGGUCGAUAAUUGAUCCAAAAAAAAAACGUGUCGUCGUCGGCAGCAGAAUUCCGGCGGCACGGCGCUGCAAAGCCCAAUUCCCUAGCUGCUCGCAGGAGAGAGGCUCGAAAAUCUCCGAUACCUCCGAGUCUCCGCGGCGGAGACCGCUCUCAUGUCGUUGCUCCGGCGCACCAGCGAAGCUCGCACGAGCUGAUUUUGGGGUACCCACGUCGGUUGGUACGAAGUUGGGGCUGCCCAACUCCCGGCGCUCGCGGGCUGCCCAACUCCCGGCGCUCGCGGGCAGCCCGGCGGCCGCGAAUGCGGCGUUGCGUGGGCCUCGCGUGCGCCGCGGCCGUCGCGAGCGCGGGCGAGUACGCGUGUUGGCCGGACUGCGACGCGCGCGUGGCCGACGCGCCGCGCGAGGCGGCCGCGUACGAUUCGUGGACGGCGCCGGGCGGCAUCGAGGUGCUGUACGCGCCGGAUCAGGACGGCGGCGGCACUUCCUUCGGCCGCGAGCUCGUCGACUACGCGCUCCGGGCGUUCGGGCCCUUCCACGAGUCGCCGCGCCGCGCGCGGCGGUGCUUUGAGUUCUGCGCGGGCCCCGGCUUCGUGGGCUUCUCGCUGCUCGGGCGCGGCGUGUGCUCGAGCCUGGUGCUAGCGGACGUGCACCCGGCGAGCGUCGCGGCUGCGCGGGCUACCGUGGCCCGCAACCGCCUCGGGGCGCUCGUCGCGGUCUACGAGUCGGACGCGCUGGACGACAUCCCGGCGAACGAGUCAGGCACGUGGGAUCUCGUCGUGUCGAACCCGCCGCAUUUCCGGAGUGUCGCGGCGUGGAACGCCAUGCUCCGGCGGCGCGCACCGGGCGCGGCAGAGGGCGCCAGCGACCCGCGGCACUUCCGGGGCGUCGAUAGCAACUGGCGCCUGCACGAGCGCUUCUACGGGACCGUCGGCGCGUUCCUCCGGCGCGGCACGGGCCACGUGGUGUUCCAGGAGAACGCGGACGGGUCGACGCCCGGGGAAUUUUGGGGCAUGCUGCCGCCGCUGCGCGUCGAGCGCGUCGAGCCGCCGGACGCGACCGGCAUGUGGUACCUCCACGCGACGAACGACGCCGCGGGCUGGACGCGGCGCCGGCCGCCGGCCGUGCCGCGCGGCGCCCGGGACGGCUGGUGGCGCGACGCGGCGCAGAUCGCCCUCGAGCGUGCGAUUCGCGACGUCGCGGACCAGGGCUACGCCGUCGUCGCGGACGCGGGCGCGGCGAACGCCACACACCUCGGCGCGCUGCGCGACGCGCUCGUCGCGCGGCUUGCCGACGCGGCACCCUGCGCCACGCCCUUCGGCAACCCGGAAGUGGGCUGCAACGUGUCCAUGGAGUCCGGCGUCGGCGACGCGCACGUGUCGUACCGGCUCUGGGGCCUGCUGGAGGACGAUGCGCUCGCGGCGCUCGUCGCGCCGCUCCUCCGGCUCCCGCUCGUCCGGGCCCUCGCGCAAUCGCGCCUCGGUGCCGACUACCAGCUCCACGGCUGUACCGCCUAUGUCGCCACGCCGAGCGCGCGGCCAAACGUGCUCCACUUCGACUUCGCGGACCAGGACCCGGCGUGGCGCCGAGCGGCCGCCGCGGGCAGCGACGGCGGCACGGGCGACCACCUUGCGGUCAUGCUCCAGCUGCAGGACACGACGGCGGAGAACGGCGCGACGCUCGUCGUGCCCGGUUCGCACCGCUGGGCCGCGCGGGACCCACCCUUCCUGCCACCGGGCCAGAACCGAGACGUCGCGGCGCUGCGUGCGCUCCCUGGCGCGCCGCCGAUCGCGGAGCCCCUUCCCGUCGCCGUGCCCCGAGGCGGGCUCCUUCUCUUCGACGGCGCGACGCUCCACGCGACGGGGGCGUUCCCGGGCGCCGCUGCGGACAUCGGCGACUACCGCUACGCUCUCGUCCUCCACCUCGCCGCCCAGCGUGCGACGAAGCACCGGCUCGCGACGCCCAUCGGCCGCGCGUACCUCCGGGGCCACGCGCGCCUCGACCUCGAGGUCAGCGUCGACGGCGCGACGGACGUCAUCGCCUUCCACGAGGACGACGACCUGGAGGCCAUCGCCGCCGCCUUCGUCGACUCCUACGACGGCGCCGCGAGCCUCCAACCCCGCGCCGCCGCCGUCGACGCCGUGCUCGAGGCCAUGACCAACAAGGUGGCCACGGCAGCGGGGCGGGGGGGGGGCAAGAUCUGAAACGCCACGAUGAUGUCCAGCGCUCGCGAGCCUGAGCAGGCGGUCUUGUAUGUGUUGCCACGGCAACGAUAACUUGAACUUGAACUUGAAA